AUUUUCUUGUUUUGCUUUUUUUUUCUUCAUUUUUGGAAUCUCCCUCAUACGGAACGUAUAAUCUACGUCCCAUUCCAGGCGAAUGUAUAUUGUACACUCCAUCAAAUUUAGUCUUCUACCCGUAGCACCACUGCAGUUGCUCUUAGAGAAUCGAACAAAUUGAUUAUAAGAUUCGAUCAACCGGAAUUAAACAAACAAAUUCGUUGUUCAGAGUUACUAUUAACAACGAUUAGAUCGAACUCAGUGGGUCAAUUUCAGGAUCGUUUUCAUUUAAAAAAAAACAGACAAAUUUGGUCACAAUCCUAUCAAUUUCAGAGAGUUUGCAGACACGAUUUGGGAAUGGUUUCAAAUAAUCAACUGACUUGUCUUAAUUGAUUGACUGAAGCUUUUAAUUCUUUUGAUUUGAAGAAUUUGAACCGGUAUUACAGAGGAAUUUUUUUUCAAAACAGAGCAGUUUCAUAAUUCCACCAGGAACAAGUGGUAGCUCAAGUGUUCGAUGAAUGGUCUGUGAAAGAAAAAAAUAAAGCAGAAGGUAUGUAAAUUAUCCUUUAGCAAUUAACAAGUUCACUAGAUUCAACUGUUUCCAAGUACAUACGAAUUACAAGGCCUGUGAUUGUUCAACUUUGUUCCAGUGUAUUUGUUUCUGAAAAAAACAACAUAGACCCGAUGAUUGCUUCAUUUGGGUUGUUUGAACUUUUAACAACUUCAAUUUUAGGUUGUAAAAUGUGUCUGGAUAGACAAGCAUGUGUACGAUAACAAACCUUAAAUCAUUUGUAUAUAGAUUGAAACUUUGUCGACAAUUGACAAGUUCUAUUCCCCCACCCACCAGGCCACCUCCUCCUCCUCCCUUACUUGGUCUGAAAGUAUUAGCGCAUAUUUCCAGCCUGUUCACGUCUAGAACAAGCAAAGCUUUUGAGUUUUGAAAGACUGUUUUCUCUUUAGAAGAUCGAAAUUUCAUAGCUGAAAUCCAUUUGGCAGCUCUGAUUCAAUUUUAUGUCCAUAUCACUAUCAGUCAAUUAUGCAAAACUUGGUUAUAUAUGGGUGUACAGUAUUGUAACAUAGACUGUAUAAUAUUCCCUCCGUUCCGUUGUAGUUGAUGUUGUAGAGUUUUUCACGCGGAUUAAGAAAUAACAAAGAAAAUAAUUUUUUUCCAAAUUCACCCAUAUUAAUAUCUUCUUAAAAUUUUAAAACACCUGGUUUUUAGUAAAUAAUUAACAAAGAUAGAGUAUAUAUCCUCCAUGAAAUAUAUUUAACAAUUGAAUUAAUUAACCUAUUUGAUGAUUACAAUGAGAAUUAAUGUUAUGGUGUGAUUCCAAAACAGGGGUAAAUUAGUGAGAAUUUGAGGAAAAUACUUAAACUCUCAUCUAUUUUGGAAUACAAAAAAAAUUCUAAAACAUCAACUAAACUGGAGCGGAGGGAAUAUGAAUCUAUCGGUGUUGGACACCAAAUAUCUUAUGUUGGUCAAGUAUGUGUUGGACACUAAAUUUCCUAGUACAACAAUAUAUAAUGCUAAUCGCAGUUUACUGCUGGACAAGUGAAAUUUGAUGUUUCUUGCAGCUUGCAUAUCUAGGAGGCACACGCUGCGCCCCCACUCAUAAAGGAUACAGGGUCUUGGGAUGAUGUAAAAUAUUGCAUUUCAAAACUGGUAGGCAUGUGUCUAUGCACACUCUUGUGAGCAGUAUUCAGCACAAAUGUGGAGUGUGUAUCCUGUAAGAGUUUAAGGGAAUGGUCGACCAUUUGUUCCUUCGUCGGCCCCCACUGCUGUAGCAGUCAUCUAGUGCUAUUCAACUUUACUUUUUUUAUCUUUUGGACGACCUAAUUCGGAUUCUCCAAAGCUUUUUAAAUAUUCCUGUCUGUAAUUCGGCAUGCCCAAGGAUCAAGCUCAUCCAAUUUCAUGUUCUAUCUCCGUCUGGUACUGAAUUCCUCAUAUUUGUCAUCAAUUCAGGAUGAUAUGGCUUUAUGCAACUUUGGUGAUUCCUUUAAUGGGUGUGUAUUAGGUUUAGAAUAACUAGCUUAUAUAUGGCAGACCGGGGCAAAUUUGCAAAAUUGAGUUUCAAAUGAGGAAGCUAUUAAGUGCCGUCUCAAGAAUGAACUCCUACGGUCAUCGCCUUCUGAGAAUCAGGGUUGUGUUGAAAAUAUUGUGGGAAAGAAGUCUUGAAUUGUCUUGACAUGUUGAGGAGUGUGGGAGAUGGCGACUGGAAGUUGAAACAAGAUACUGAUGAGUAUCGUGUUAUGUAUCGAGAAGGACCUCAAGGGAAUCCGUUACAUUCACUACUUGUUGAAGGCUUUGUUGAUGGUCCUACAGAUGUUUGUGUAUGUCUUGGAUGGGAAGUAGCUCUAUUUCAUAGAUGGUGGCCUCGGUUCAACUUUCCUACUUUCAAAAUCAUAGAAUCUAAAUGUGUCCAAAAGGUUCGAAUUGGCGAGCAGAUUGCUUUGGUGAGGAUGAAGUGUGCCUGGCCUUUCUCAGCUAGAGAGGUUGUUGUGCACUGUUUUGAAGUGACUAAUACAGAGACUCAGAGAGUGUUGAUAGAAGUACACAUGGGUUCACCAAUGAUGGGUUACCUGAAGUACAAGAGGCAGAAUUCUCCAGCGAUGGCGGCAUUUUGCAGGACAUUAAUGACAAUGGAUAUGAAGCUGGAUUCUGUACCCCCGUCACUAAUUAAUUUUUUGUCGAGGCAGAUCAUAGGCAGUGGUUUUGAGCUCUAUAAAAAGGCUGUUGCAUCCGUGGCUAAAGGUGAUGAGGAUUUCGGCAAGGCCUUAAAGGACACAUUGUGUGUUCGAAUACACAAGUACCAUGGAAAAUCUGAAACCGAAAGUUUACCAGCUGAUGCAACAGUUACAGCCAAGUCUUCUCUUGGUGAUCAUCUGGUCAUUCGAUGUAAGCAGGCAGAUACCGUUUCAGAUGGGAUUGAAUCUUUUGACCAAUAUUCAUCCCGUUUAACAGGGGAACGGAUUAACAAAGAGAAGAAGGUGGUUAUCAGUGCAGAGGUUGAACAUGCUAUUGGCAUAUUAAACAAUGUCAUUUCAAUGGUCAGGGGAAGUGGGAUUAACAUCCAGACCUGGUCUGGAUUAGGCUCUACCAAUCAAGAACUUGUAAAUUCUGGAACGAUACCUCAAGAUCAUUCUGGCGUUGCAAUUUUUGUUGAAGCUCUCAAAACAGACAAAAAGGAUGCCAAUUUGAGCAAACACCAUUCUGAAGUUAUCGUCGAAGUUAAUGGAAUCCAUGAAGGUAGUAACAUUAAUUAAUGGUGGAGAAGAAUCCAGGCAAAGAAAGAAGCACCGAUUUUGUUGCUUUCGCUCUGCUGCAGAUCAGUAGAGAAAAAUCAAGGCAAAAAUAUAAGCACAAUUUGCGUUUGAUUUGUGUGUGGAUAACUAUGAGCAAACCAAAUUCUUUCGCUUCUCCAGCAGUGUAUAUCAUAGUAAUGCAUUCUGAAGCUUUACCCAGUUAAAGAAUCUGUUACAAAACA
Messenger RNA from Papaver somniferum (opium poppy), 3467 nucleotides. RefSeq lists its product as uncharacterized. The transcript is spliced from 12 exons. Lineage: Eukaryota; Viridiplantae; Streptophyta; Magnoliopsida; Ranunculales; Papaveraceae. The record is from RefSeq and is a predicted model, not a curated record. Bases 2170 to 3246 code for a protein of 358 amino acids.